GAUACCAUGAUGAUGGGUGCUGACUACUAUCAAACGGAUUUUGAAAUUGCAUCUCUGCUGGCAGAAGGAAAGGUUCCAGUUGGUGUUGGAAAGAAUACCAAAAUCAGGAAUUGUAUAAUCGACAAGAAUGUCAAGAUAGGAAAAAAUGUGAUUAUAACAAAUGGUGAUGGUGUUCAAGAAGCAGACAAGCCUAUGGAAGGAUUCUACAUUAGGUCCGGCAUCAUAGUUAUAGUGAAGAAUGCAACAAUUAAAGAUGGAACAGUCAUUUAAAGGAGUUG
Molecule: messenger RNA, 278 nt
Organism: Gastrolobium bilobum
Lineage: Eukaryota; Viridiplantae; Streptophyta; Magnoliopsida; Fabales; Fabaceae
Product: glucose-1-phosphate adenylyltransferase large subunit 1-like
Exons: 3
Coding region: 7-270 (87 amino acids)
Biological process (GO): glycogen biosynthetic process
Molecular function (GO): glucose-1-phosphate adenylyltransferase activity
Source: RefSeq, a predicted model, not a curated record